AAAGGCGGCGACCGGAGAGAUUAUCCAAGGGAUGAUAAGAGAGACUUCCCAAGAGAUGAUAGAAAAGACUAUCCAAGGGACGAUAGAAAAGACUAUCCAAGGGAUGACCAAAGGCCGUACCCAAAAGACGACAGGAGGGAUUAUCCACAAGCUGACAGGAGGGAUAUUUUACGGGAGGAGGACAGGAGACCCAGAGAGGGCUCAAAUGAUAGGCGUGGUCAAGGCGAACCAUACAGGUAUAGAGACGAUCAAGGUAAUGAUCGCAGGCGGGAUGGUGGGAGGAGUGACACUAGAGGGCCAGAUUCCAGGGGACCAGAUCCUAGAGGACCGGAUCCAAGGGGUCCAGACCCAAGAAAGCCUGAUUCAAGAGGCUAUGAUUCAAGAUUGUCGGACCCUAGAGGCCUUGAUCCACGAGGGCCUGAUCCACGGGGGCCUGAUCCACGGGGGCCUGAUUCAAGGGGGCCUGAUUCAAGGGGACCUGAUCCAAGAGGAAUAGAUCCAAGGGGUCCAGAACCCAGAUAUCCUGAUGGACGAGGAGGUAGAAGAGAUGAACCAGGACCUGGUAGAAGGGGUUUUGAUGAUAAUAGGGAUAGAGGACGGCCCUCUGAUGAUAGAGGAAGUAAUAGGGAUAGAAGAGAGGAUGACAGGUAUGGAAGGAAAAGGGAGAGGCCUGAUGAUCCCCACCAGGUUCAAGACUCGGCUGGGUCCAAGAGGAUGAAGGAGGAUGAAAGAGACCAAAGGGCGCGACCAGAAGAUGGUGGUGAAUUCAAGAGACGUCCUGGAGAGAGCUAUAGUGAUCUGUCAGAAGGGGGGAGUGAUGAUAUCCACAAAGGCUCCCCUGCCUUCCGGGAGAGGGAACGACUGGGUCGAAGGGGUGAGCCAGGUGAUCAGAGAUCAUUCCCUCAAAGGGAUUCCUCAAGGGAGUCGAGCCGGGAUAGGAGAGGGCAAGAUUUAGAUAAGACUCCUAGAGACCUUGCAGAACCCACCAGGGAACGAACCCGUAGCAAAGAACCAGAGAGUGCUCAAAGGGAAAGUGCCAAGGGCAUGAGCAGCAGAGAUAACAGUAUGGAUAGGAAUGAUCAAACACCGUCCCAGACAGCUCAUCGAUCUCGCAGAAGCAUGAGUCGGGGAAGCACCGGAAGUCGCAGCAGCUCAAUCGUCAGUGCCAGAGAGAAACAUGAAGACAACACAGAGACCCUCCGCGUUCAAGAACACCCGAGUCGUGCAUCUUCCAGAGAAAGCACAACCAGAACUCGAUCUGAGCCAUCAUCGGAUGCCCCGCGAGAUCCAUUACAUCCUCAAGAUGAUGCAGACAAUAAGACAGAGGCUGAAGAGAAUAAACAGCUGCCAUUGGAACAAGGUGUCCAAGAGCAAUUGAAUAUAGAGAUGCCUGCAACACCAGUUUCCCAGGAAGCAGAGACAGAGAAGAUGGGUGAAGUCCAGGAUGAGAAUGGAGCCAACGUGGCCAGCAUGCAGGAUGAAUACGAGGACAUCAGCGAUGAAGAAUUUGAGGAUUCUGCUAAUGGUGAUAGAUCCAGGAGGGGAAGAAGCGGAAGCCAAGUAGAAGCAAAACCAGCCAAUGUUAUGGACGUAGACUGGGCUUUCAUGAUAAAGGACCUACAGCAGCCCGUCAAGACCGCCAUGCCUGCCGAGGCGUCGGUCCUCAAGAGGUUCUCACCAGGCCAUGUCCUUGCAAGGAUCGGUGUCUCUCGCGCUCUGGCUGGACCUGAUCUCAUGGAGGAGAUUGAGAAAGUCUGCAAGGAAGAGUUCAAAGAUGAAGGAGAAGAAGCACCCACAUUCAAGCAUCAGAUCGGCGCCCUCAACGCCCUAGCCAGGAGAAGGUGGCUUGAACGUCGUAACCUGCUACAGGACAUCGGACCCUGCCGUCGUGCUCUGUGUGCCCGUAGGGACAUGGCUAUCCGCAAACAGCUGAGGAAGGUCGAGAAGGACCCGACGGAACCGGUGUUUUCCAGCGCCGUGGACGCAGACACGGACCUCUAUCGCUUGAGCAUUCAGCUUCUCAAGAAUAAGCAAGAGACUGAGACAAAACCUCCUCCUCAGGUCCCUGUUAGCUCUUAAUUUGAUGGUUGUUUCAUGACCCAAAAUAAUGAAUAGAUUUCAGAAUUCAAACCAUCUAAGAGUUUGAGUCACCAAGAAUGUGAGAUAAUCAUGUUGGUUGGUAUGAAGUAUGAAAAGAAAGGAGUUUGUACGAAACAAAUAUUGUAAAUUUGCCUUGAUUUCAGUGUUCUAUUAUAUAAGGUAGCCAACCAGCCAUUGAAGGGUUUGUAACUCCUUAAAAAUUUGCUUCAAAGUGCCCAGCUUGUAUGAUUUCAGUUUCAUUUAUUAGGGGGGGGGGGGUACCAAGAUUCAAUUUUAAAUGUCUGAUUGUGGUCACAUAUGUAUUUUUAGGGAAACAAUAUGACACGUUUCACUUUCUUAAGAUCAUGAGAUUUUAUUUGACAUGCAUUUAAUGCAAUGUCUAUUUUAAUUAAUUAAUGUCUACUUUAAGUGCAGGAAUCAAUUGUUGAAGAUGUGAAAGAUUAUGCAAUGGAAGCAUUGAAUUUUACUUGAAAGAGGUUUGCCGCCAUUGAAUAGGUUAGACAGUAGUGAUUCCCAAAUCCAACAUUCACAGCUACAAAGUAAAAACUUCUUCAUUCAGAAUCAAACUGCACAUUUUUUAUCAAAGAAUCUUAAAGUGAUUCCAAUCAUUCCAAUUCGUAUGUGGCGUACUUGUUUGAUAAUUUUAACUUCUCUUUUGAAAUACUACAGAGAUAGUUGAUGGUUGUAGGGAAAUAUGUUUAGAAUCUGUAUAGAAUUUGCAAGGGCAAAUGCAUGAGAGAGAAGCCACGGCUCAGAGGUGAUUUGGUAUUACAUAGUAGUAGUAGUAGUAGUAGUAGUAGUAG
Messenger RNA from Strongylocentrotus purpuratus (purple sea urchin), 2903 nucleotides. Its product is annotated as zinc finger CCCH domain-containing protein 13. The coding region runs from base 715 to 2079 and encodes 454 amino acids. Lineage: Eukaryota; Metazoa; Echinodermata; Echinoidea; Camarodonta; Strongylocentrotidae. The transcript is spliced from 3 exons. Gene Ontology annotation, cellular component: RNA N6-methyladenosine methyltransferase complex. The record is from RefSeq and is a predicted model, not a curated record.